Molecule: messenger RNA, 1038 nt
Organism: Lotus japonicus
Lineage: Eukaryota; Viridiplantae; Streptophyta; Magnoliopsida; Fabales; Fabaceae
Exons: 1
Coding region: 1-1038 (345 amino acids)
Molecular function (GO): catalytic activity
Source: RefSeq, a predicted model, not a curated record
AUGAUUGGUUUUGAGGAAUUUAAAUUAAUUUCUUGGAAUGUUAGAGGUGCUUUGUAUGCAAAUGGAAAGCUAGCUAUCAGAGAACUCGUUAGGAGCAAGAAACCUGACGUGUUUAUUCUCAUGGAGACUCGUUGUCAGUUCAGAAGAGUCAGUGCUUUUUGGAACUCUCUUGGCUUCUUCCCCAUCCACAUUGAAGAAGCUAGAGGGUUCAGUGGCGGUAUUUGGGUGCUUGCAAAUACCAGUGUUCCGUACAACUUUAGGGUGAUCGACACUCACCAACAGGUGGUCACUUUUGAAGUGUGGAAGGAUAAUCUAACCUGGGUGUGUAGUGCAGUUUAUGCUUCCCCUAUUCCGGCAAACAGAGAGAUUCUUUGGAGACACAUGACCCUGCUCCGGAGAAGGUUUCUACUGCCUUGGUUACUUUUGGGUGAUUUUAAUGAAAUUCUCUUUCCUUCGGAGGUUCGGGGAGGGGACUUUCUGCCGAAUAGAGCAGCUAUGUUUGCAUCUGUUCUUGAUACAUGCCAGCUGGUGGAUUUAGGUGCUGUGGGGCGCAGGUUCACAUGGUUCCGGAAGGCUAAUGAUAGACUUAUUUUAUCCAAACGGCUAGAUAGAGCGUUGGGGGAUAUGGAGUGGAAGGUUGCCUUUCCGGAUGCAGUAGUGGAUGUGCUUAACCGUGUCCACUCUGAUCACUGCCCUAUCCUCUUGCAGUGUGGUUCUCCUCAAACCCUAGCUCAUAACCGACCUUUCAGAUUCCUUGCAGCUUGGGCUGAUCACCCGGAUUUUGCAGCGGUGGUGGAUAACGCUUGGAGAUCCGGUGAGGAAUGUAUUACCUCGAAGCUGGAAAGAGUCCGAGAAGCAUCCACAGUUUUUAAUAAGGAGGUGUUUGGCAACAUCUUCAGACGGAAGCGUCAUGUAGAGGCUCGGCUUCGUGGGGUUCAGAGGGAACUUGAUCGGAGAGUGACCUCAGACAUGGUGCUUUUUGAGGCGGAGCUUCAAAGAGAAUACCGCAACAUUUUGAGGCAGGAAGAAUUGCUCUGA